This is a messenger RNA of Suillus fuscotomentosus, 402 nucleotides long. RefSeq lists its product as uncharacterized. Lineage: Eukaryota; Fungi; Basidiomycota; Agaricomycetes; Boletales; Suillaceae. The transcript has a single exon. The record is from RefSeq and is a predicted model, not a curated record. The annotation marks the transcript as partial.
GAGAUAUUAGCCAUGUCUAAAGAUUUAUCCAGAGGUUUGAUGGACUUAAUUAAACCCAAAGCCGGAAAAGACCGGACAAUCACUGAGACUUUUCUUUCUCAGAAUCAGAAGUCAAGAACAUGUGGAGAAUUAAUUUACAUUGACACAGAAAUCAAUGGGCGCAAAAUAAGAGCUAUCUAUGAUACUGGAAGUGAGAUAAAUCUUUUAAAUACUUCUAUAUACAAGCAAGGGUUAGGGUUACCCGCAGAUAUGGAACACCAAACCAGUCAUCAAGAUGCAAAUGGCAGAAUCGGAACACUUCAAGGAAUAGUUCGGGAAGUCCCAAUUGAAAUAGGAAGCAUUAGAACAAUAGGAACCAUGCUACUCAAUGAGAACACACCAUUUGAUCUAUUAAUGGGAUGA